AUGACAACUGUCCCCACUCCCACGAACCAGGUCGUGGUGUUGACGCCCAGCACCAAUUGCAAGCUCGAACCCUGCAAAUCCAAUUCGGGCCUUUUUGACGGCUCAAAUUUCUCUUCACUCACCCCCUCCAUUUCACCAUUACAUUUUAAUCUGGAUUUUCUCUCUCCAUUAACCACCCUCCCCAUAUCCUCACACCACCUAUCUUUCACCCUUUGUAGGGCGGCGCGUGUGCUGCGCUCGCCUUCGUCAAAUCGAACAAAUAACCUGGAAAUGGGUCAGGCUGCCUCCACCCACAGCUAUUCCCCCGGCGACAGCGGCGGGUCGGGUCGUUUUCGAACCCCCAACUUCGACCUCCACCACGCCCGCUCCAUAGCCGGCAAUCAGCUCACGCCGGAGGUAUUCUGCGCUAAUCAGCCGCAAAUCGACUACACGUCCGAGAUCCCCGACGAAUGCCUUGCCCUGAUCUUCCAAUCGUUGAGCUCCGGCGACCGGAAGCGCUGCUCUCUGGUCUGCCGCCGCUGGCUCGCCGUGGAGGGCCAGAGCCGCCACCGACUCGCGCUCAACGCGUCCGCGGAGGUCACCGAGCACCUCCCCGCCGUCUUCACCAGGUUCGACCGCGUCACUAAGCUCGCCCUCCGCUGCGACCGCAAGUCCGUCAGCAUAAACGACGGCGCCCUCACCCUGAUCUCCUUGCGCUGCCGCAACCUCACCCGCCUCAAGCUCCGCGGCUGCCGCGAGAUCUCCGACCUAGGUAUGCUGGCCCUCGCCACCAAUUGCAGAUCUCUGCGAAAAUUCUCCUGCGGAUCGUGUAUGUUCGGCGCCAAAGGCAUGAACGCGCUUCUGGAUAACUGCUCCUCCCUGGAGGAGCUCUCCAUCAAGCGGCUUCGGGGGCUCAACGAUGGGUACGCAGCCGAGCCGAUCGGCCCGGGCGUGGCGGCUUCCUCUCUAAAAUCGAUCACGCUCAAAGAGCUGUACAACGGUCAGUGCUUUGGCCCUCUAAUUAUUGCAUCCAAAAAUUUGAAAUCCCUAAAGAUUUUGAGAUGUUUGGGGGAUUGGGAUCGGUUGCUCGAGACCAUCACCAGGGGUAAAAGCUCUCUGACCGAGAUUCAUCUGGAGAGGCUGCAGGUGAGCGAUGCCGGCCUAAUAGCUAUUUCAAAAUGCCCAGAUUUGGAGAUCUUUCACUUGGUGAAGGCUCCUGACUGCUCAAACGAUGGAAUCAUAGCCAUUGCCGAGAACUGUAGGCUUUUGAGGAAGCUCCAUAUAGACGGGUGGAGAACGAACAGGAUAGGUGAUGAAGGUUUGGUUGCCAUUGCCAAAAACAGCAUGAAUCUCGUUGAAUUAGUGCUUAUUGGCGUAAACCCUAGCUCCGUGAGCUUGAUGGCUAUGGCUUCCAACUGCCAGAAACUGGAAAGGUUGGCUCUUUGCGGGAGCGAAUCCAUUGGGGACCCUGAGAUCGCAUGUAUUGCGGCUAAAUGCAGCGCGCUAAAGAAGCUUUGCAUAAAGGGCUGUCGUGUGACAGAUUCUGGGAUCGAGGCUUUUGCGUUCGGGUGCCCUAAUUUGGUUAAGAUUAAGGUCAAAAAGUGUAGGGGAGUUACUAGUGAGGUUGCCGAAUGGCUUAGGGCAAGGAGGGUGACUUUGUCCGUUAAUUUGGAUGCUGAUGAGAUAGAGCCUGAGGCCUUGGAUGCCAGCACGAGUGACGGGGGUGUACAGGAAUACGGCAUUGAGUUCCCAGCUGUGGUGAAUGGGCCUGCGAAUGUGGAUGCUCCAUCGACGAGUAAUGGGGCCCGCUUGCCUAAUAAGUCGAGGUUUAGCAUUUUUGCUGGGAGGACUCUUGCGGCCUGUGCCUUCCGGAGGCUUUCGGGCGGUAAUGGUAAUUCGAACGGUAGCUUGUGAAUGGGGAAGGGGAAGAAAUUUGGGUUAAGGGUGUGUUUAUGUUUUUUUUGUCUUUGUGUGUGCGUGAUUUGGGUUACGCUAUGUUUCGGACUUGCUGUUGUUGUGUUGAUUGGGUUUAUGGGUUAUGUUGUGUGUAAACUGGCGGCCACUCAAAAAACGUGCGCAUUGAGGUUCCUUUGUUUUUUUCUUUUUUUAUACCAUUUGAUGAUUUCUGUUCUGUUUCUCUUUGUUUUGAGAUAAUUUGCCUUCUUUUUAUGUGUGAUGAGUUGAUUCCUUGAGUUGUUAUGAGGAGUGAGUUAAUGUUGUCUGGUGUGAUGCCUUGUUUAUUUCU
Striga asiatica is the source of this 2224-nucleotide messenger RNA. NCBI's taxonomy places the organism in Eukaryota, Viridiplantae, Streptophyta, Magnoliopsida, Lamiales, Orobanchaceae. The record is from the annotation of a GenBank genome assembly.